GCUAUUAACGCAAUGGGACUCCAGGUUGGCUUUGCCAGCAGAGGUUAUCCAGUGCGCGGAAGGGCUUGACCAGCCAGCAGAAGAGCUGCAAAGGAUCUGGAAAGCGGCGCAUCUCCUCUAGGGUCACUAUGGAAACCAUGCAAAGGAGAGUCCAUUUGGCUUUCCUUGUGUUCCCACUGGUGGUGUUUGGGGCUCCCAGGGAUGAGUCGAGCCCCCCACAGUUCACAACUACCCUGAGCGGCUGCCGCCGUUGCUGUGACUCCCUGGAUGCCCCAGGCUCCUCGGAGACCAGUCCUGGCACAAACAGCCCUCGCUCUGUACCCUAUGUGAUGCCAGAGGUCCGUCCGUAUAUCAACCUCACCAUUCUGAAGGGAGACAAAGGAGAUCAAGGAGAGCCUGGAAUUCCUGGGAAAUGGGGCAAAGAAGGACCCCCUGGUGAACGGGGAGCUCAGGGCCCGAAGGGGAGCAAGGGACAGAUGGGUGCCCCAGGGGAUCCUUGUAAGCACCAGUAUGCUGCUUUCUCGGUAGGCCGUAAGAAGGCCCUCCACAGCAACGAGGGGUACCAGGCCUUGAUCUUUGACACCGUCUUUGUGAAUCUCUAUAGCCACUUCGACAUGUUUAAGGGCAAGUUCUACUGCUACGUGGCCGGCCUCUACUUUUUCAGCCUCAAUGUCCACACCUGGAAUUUCAAGGAGACCUACAUGCACGUCAUGAGGAACGACCAGGAAGAGGUCAUCCUCUAUGCCCAGCCCAGCGACCGCAGCAUCAUGCAGAGCCAGAGCCUGAUGCUGGAGCUGCGGGAGAAUGACGAGGUCUGGGUGCGCCUCUACAAGCGAGAGCGUGACAACGCCAUCUACAGCGACGACAUAGACAUCUACAUCACCUUCAGCGGCUACCUGAUCAAGCCCAGCCUUGAGUAACUCCUUUCCUUCUAAGAACUUCUUCUGCUUCCCGUGCAUUCUCUUCACUGCCUGCAACUGCUGCAAAACACACACGGAAGAACUGGAGGGAUCCGGGCGUUCGGGAGACAGCCAUAGAGAAUGUGGUGCUGAGAAAAGUGGAUGCUACUUUU
This is a messenger RNA of Gekko japonicus, 1072 nucleotides long. It is a transcript of the gene C1QTNF6, whose product is annotated as C1q and tumor necrosis factor related protein 6. Gene Ontology annotation, molecular function: protein binding. The coding region runs from base 129 to 920 and encodes 263 amino acids. The record is from RefSeq and is a predicted model, not a curated record. NCBI's taxonomy places the organism in Eukaryota, Metazoa, Chordata, Lepidosauria, Squamata, Gekkonidae. The transcript has 3 exons.